UGUAUAACCAACCCAAUCCAGAUCUCUGCUUUGCCGUGGGGUUUGACAGACCGUCUUGAAUGAUGUGAUGAUGAUGAUAAGCUCUGUGAUCGACCAGGCACAAAAGGUAUAGACGCUGUACAACAGCUCAGCUCCAACAACAGCUCAGCUCCAACAACAGCUCAGCUUCAACAACAUCCUAAAUAACGUUGUAGAAAGCGGUGUGACAACAAGACAAUGUGAUAAUUGAAAACACUUUCAGCAAGAGACAGAGAGAGAAGAAUGGUCCUCUGGCAGCUGUUGCGGGCAAGGGGGGCAUUGCAGACCACGCGGGACCGGAAUCUCGGCCAUGGCAGGGUGGGGGGCCAGGCCGUGCCGGGUAGCUAUAACGGGUCCCUGGGAGCAUACGCGCCCGUGCACUAUGCUGGGUACGCUGCACAUGGCUCCGUGAAGUCUUUCUCCAUGGGGGCCAUCAACAAGAUGACCAUGCAGGACCUCAACUGGAGAUUGGCUUCCUUCAUGGACGAGGUCCAGGCUUUGGAGGCGGCCAAUGAGACACUGGAGAUGCAGAUCAAUGAGCUGUUGGACAGGAAGAGCCCAAGUGAUCUCAUCAACCUCGACCGAUACCUUGAAACUGUCAACUUGCUACACUCCCAGAUCACAGAGGCUCAGACCGCCGAAGCACAGACCAAGCUACAGUUGGUCAGCCUAGUGCUGGUAGCCAGUGACCUAAGUGCCAGGUUGGAUGCGGAGCAGGGCAUGUGUGCGCAUCUGCAGGCUAACCUGAGAGAUCUGAGGCUGACAGAGCAAAUGUGGGCCAAAACGCUGCCUUGCCUGUCCUGUCUCGCCAGCUCGCUCACACAGGAACUCACCGAGCUGCAGGCCCAACACCCCCAGGAUGUACAAGAUCUCCGUGCCAAGGCGUCAGGGGAAAUUUCAAUACAGCUAUCGUGUGCUGAAUCAACCAAACUCAGCGAACAGCUGGAGAUGUUCAGGGAUGAGUCCCUGAAUACGAUGAUCGACAAGAACCAGACACAAAACAAUUACUGGUUCAACGCUCAAGCCUCCAUGCUGACUCGUAACAAAGAAGAGGCUCCUUCUACAUCCAGUUCAGAGGUCUCCCAGACAGAAAUGAACAAUCUGAAGAUGAACAAGCUCAUGUUAGAGGAAGAGCUGACCAAACUACAGACACAAAAAAUAUUGUUGGAAGGGAGUGACCUAAGCAUAACGGAUGGCUACAGUAUGCAGCUUGCCCAACUACAGCAGAGGGCAGACGGUCUAGCGCUGCAGCUCAGCUCCGUUCGACAGGCGACAAGUGAACAGGCUGAGGAGUACCAGGCUCUGCUCCACAUAAAGAGCGGCCUGGAGAGAGAGAUAGAAGACUACACAACGCUGCUCAACGAUGACAGGACUCUGAGUUCAAGCUUUCAGACUAUGACUAGUGCCGUUCACCUUAACAUACAAACUAGUGGCACAGCCUUCCAAAGUACAGCCAUAGUGGAGCACGAUAGAAGAAUUGGAGCUCAGACCAGGACACUCUGGAAUGGGUCAGAGUUAAAAGCCCAAGAGUCACGUGUUCACGUGCCAACAGCAAUCCACCUAGGCCCCGUGGACCCAACAUCAGAUCUUCAGAUCUCAGUAAGCCCUACUACACAAACGUCUAUCCGUCCAAACCAGGUGAGGUCAGCCGAAGAUGCCCCAAGAAAAUAUUCCACAUCUGUGACAUCCAUCGGUACCAGUGGUUUGCUUGACCGGUCAUUGACAUCUUCUGAAAACAAAAUCCAGAGCAUCACCAAAGAAAUCCUAGGCACUUGCACUGGGAGCCAAGAAGGUGAAUCCAAGAUAGCGAGUUUAGAGGUGAAAGAACAGAGCAUAUUAUUGGAAAGUCAAGUCCCAAGUCUACAAACUCCUACUGAAAACACUGUCAUCGUUGAACCAAGAGGGGUCCAGGAAUUCACUGGGACUACUCUUGACCGACAAAUGACCAAACAAGUGACCAAUACCGUAACAGAGAUUGUCAUCAAAAACAAGAAUAUACAGCACACCAUUACUAAGGUGCCAAAACCAGAAUCACAUAUCAACUCAGAUUGCCUCACCCCAACAAUCCCAGUCAUAGAGAGACUACUAGAGAAAGAACAUGACAUUUCACCCGAUCUAAGCAUUACCAGUUGUGACAUGCAGAUAAGUGAAAGAAGCAGCAGCCAGUCCAAUGUUUGCCAGAUUGAUUCCGUAGUGCUCCAGGCUGCAAUUACAACAGGGACAGCAAAUACAGAUAUUGUAGGGGAGACAACAGUGGUGGAUAUAAACAUGUCUGAAGCUAAGAGAGUUACAUCAAUAGAGAGACCCACUGAAGAAGAGAUCCAUGUUGGCACCGUACAGGGGAACACACUAGAUAUCAGUCAGAAAAGUAAAUCUGUGGAAAUCACGGCAGUUGGCAAUCAUUUAGAGAAGACUAUCCAAGAGAACACAGAUGGUGAUGCAUUGGGAAAAGCACAGGCUAGUUUGGAUGAGGCUCUUGUUAGCAAAGAAGUGGAUGUCAGGGUUCGGCUGGAGAGUAAAACAUAUUCCACUGAGGAUACAUCAGAUCAGAUCCCAGGUACUGUUGUUAAACUCCAGGCUUCAACAGUUACCAAAGUAGAGGAUGAUAGGUCUCAUGUCGGAGGCAAUGCAGAAGGCGUACAUCUGCACAGCAGUGUAGAAAGUAAGGCUGAUGACAGUUUUGCGCCCUUGUUAGCCAGUGCUGUGAGGAUCAAGGAGGAGGCUGAGGAUGUUGAACAGAGUGCAAUAACAAGCCAUGGUUCCUCUGAUGAUAUUGCUUCCAUCAAUCACACGCCUUUAUCUGAGAACAACCCAAUACCAGCAGUCAUUGAUGAAUGCCCCAUAAUUGAGAACAGAGAGGGAGCUGUCGAGUUGGACAAUGAAGUGCCCCAGGUCCAGAUCAUUGAAUUUGUUGAAAAAACUCAUCAUGUCAAAGAGAUUGAAAAGGGUCUUUCUACACACUGUGCUCUCGUGGAGUUGAAAAUGGAUGAACCAGAACAGGAAGAGGGGAAGGAGAUAGAGAAAGUGGACACGACGCUGCAUGCAAUAGACAAUAGCCUUCGUUCAGACCAGCCAAAAACGAUACAACAAGGCGAUCAGGUUCAUACAAUUGUCAAUGUGGUUUGUCCUAACUUAGACAGUGAGACUGCUGUGGUUGUAGAAGUCAACCCAACACACCAAAAAAAGGUAGCGCUUCUAAUAGAAACAGACACUGGCAUGUCUUCAGUGGUUAGCUGUGAAGAGGGGACCAAAGUUAAUUUGAGCCAAACACACCCAGACCUAAGCUUGAGUCCUAAAGAUACAGAGUUGUGUUUGAGUCUAAACAAAACCGUAGUGUGUUCUAGCACAACAACCCCAGGGGUAUCUGAAGGGAAAUUCGUGACUGCAAGGGAUUCUGAUUCCCUUUUGAGUCGGAUUGAUCCACACACUACUUUAAGCCAGAAGGAAUCAGGCCCUGUCGAAACUAAUGAUGCUGAGAUCAUUGACCAAAAUGAAUUGGACACUUGUUUCAGUCUGGUUGAUUGUGACGUCAUGACUCAAAAUGAGUUUGAGAUUUGUUUCAGUCCUAUUGAUACUGGCGACAUGACUCAAAAUGAAUUGGAAAUGUGCCUCAGUCCCGUUAAUCAAGAUAAUCUCAAUAAAAAUGAACUAGAAGCUUGCAUGAGUCCUGUUGAUAAUAGCGACAUUAUGAGCCCAAAUCAAUAUGAAACUUGUUUCAGCCCUGUUGAUAAUAACGACAUUCUGAGCCAAAAUGAGUUGGAAGGUUGUUUCAGCCACGAUGAUAAUGACAUCCUGAGCCCAAAUGAAUCCGAAACUUGUUUCAGCCCAGUUGAUAAUGACAUUCUGAACCCUAAUAGGUCGGAAGCUUGUUUGAGCCCUGAUGCCAACGAGACUGGUUACAUUAAUCGUGAAGAAUGCUUCAGUCCAUCAGAUGAUGUGUGCAUGAGUCCAACAGAGGAAAGAAUUUCCAAUCCGGUUAAGAGAUAUUUGCUAACCACAAAAAAAGAUAAUCAAUCUUUGCCAUUUUCUGGAAAGCUGAGUUUGAAGGAAAAGGACAAGGCCUCCACUGCUAGUGAGCCCCCGAAAAAAGGGAACCGUUUUAGAAAAGUGCUAAGCUCUGGAUUUAAGUUUCUUUCUAAAAUGGAUGCAGGAAGCAGGGAAGAGGCAAAUAAUCGUGAAAGAAGCUACAGAAAUAGAAGCAUCGGAGGGAUUGGAAAAGAUGCUUCAAGUCCAGUAGGUAGUCCACCAGAUAAUAGGUCCAGGAAACUCAGCCUUGGAGACAAAGAAGACACCAGAUUUCACAGUAUCACCCGGAGCUCCAGUUCAAAUAAGAGUUUGGAUGGGCAGAACGAUUCAACCAGAAUGGCCUCUGGUAGCAGUUUAACAAACGAAAGAUCUCAUUGCUUCAGGAGCGUCCCCACCAGAGGAGCUAGCUUUAGUUCUUCGAGUAGCAAUACAGAGGCUGCUGUCAAAAACAACAGUCCUGGAGGACGAAUCUUUAGCGGGGGAAGCGGUGAGUGGAAGCUGUAUGGAGGAAGCGUGGGCCGCACGAGCAAUGCCGGCAGCGCAUCCGGCAGCAGCGUAGGUAGCGGCGGGAGACUAGCUAGGUCAGGGAGCGGGGACAGAAUUAGCAACGCGACAAGUAGCAAAGUCAUUAGUAGUUCAAGGAGAUAUGGCAGCGUGGGCAGCAGUGAGUCGAAGCCUGUGUACAGCAGCGCUAGCGGGCGCAUCAGCGGCGUGGUGCGGCAGAGCGGUGUACCCGGGGGCACCAGGGCUCCAAGCCCCGGUGCCGCGCGGAAGCUGAGCUCCUCGACCGGAGGCAGCGGAGGGAGACUCAGCUCAGCGUUUGGCGGGAGCAGGAUGAGCAGCGGUAGUGCGGGGAAGCACUGUCAAUCGGGCAGCAACGAUAGGCUCAGCGGUGGGCAGGUCCUGAGAGUCAGCAGCACGGCGGGCCAGGUGAGGACCAAUAGCACGGGAGGAAGGGUGAUCAGCAGCAGCGACCGGCCAGUCUCCAGCGUGGGUAGCGGUAUUGGCGCCAACAAGGAGCGCAUCAGCGUGUGCAAGAGGGCCGCACUGUCCAUCUCAGCGGCCGGGAGGGAGAGGAGCCAAGAGAAACACAGGUCCACCCAGCGAAUGGCUUCGGCCAAGAGUAUUCAGCAUUGGGUCACAACGGGGGUUGGGGGAACAGAGGGUAUGGACGACCAGGACGACAUCCUUAACCUCUGAUUGGGUAGAAGUGGGACAAACUGGGUACUCAAUCGAUUUUUGCUCAUUGACAUUGAGUCAAAAAAGAUUAGCAUUGGCUUUGAUGACCAUACUUCCAUCAUUUUCUUUUGCCAAAUAAUGAUGAUAAUUGCAAUCCAAAUGGGGAAAAAAAGGAAACCAAUCCAUGAGUGUUGCAUGGACAGCUUUAUAUUUUAUCACUGUUUUAUUGGUAAUACGUUACGAUAAGAGUUCAUUAAUUAACCAUUAAUAAACAUCAGUUAAUGCAGUAAUAAACAUUGUUUUGAAGUUUUAGCAUAAGGGUUAGGUUUAGGGUAAGGAAAAGGGUUAGGGUAAGUGGGUAUUGGUUAACCCUAACGUAUUAAAAAUGUAAUGCACGUACCCAAGCUAAUAUGAACACCAUUAAUAAACUUGAACACCAUUUGUAAAGGAUACAUAGACAUGUUGAUUUCCUGUUGGUUAAUGAUUAUUACUGCAUUAACCAAUGUUAAUUCAUGUACCUUCAUUGCAAGGUGUUACUGUUUUAUUGAGGUGUUGUAAAUGUUGGCUAAUAUUUAACAAAUUCAUUUCACUAAAUGAUUGUUUAUGUUUCAUGAUUAUCAAUAUUUUGUGUUUUGAUAUGUUUCAAUUAUAUCACAGCUACCAACAAAAUAAAAUUGAUUAUCAAAAUAUAGUCAUACAUUUUGUUUGCUUCUAACACCACAAAUUUGACAUGCAUUUACAAAAAAAAGUAAAUACUUUAUCGUGUUCAUUCAUUCAAUUUUCCGUAACUUAUGACGGCAAAUUCUUUUGCAAUCUCUCGGAAAGGUAUGAACCCUUUGGUUUAGGAGGUUGCCGUCGUCAGCAAAUUAAAUUUAACUUGGGGACAAAAAGCAACA
Messenger RNA from Gadus macrocephalus (Pacific cod), 6119 nucleotides. RefSeq lists its product as uncharacterized. Gene Ontology annotation, molecular function: structural molecule activity. NCBI's taxonomy places the organism in Eukaryota, Metazoa, Chordata, Actinopteri, Gadiformes, Gadidae. The transcript is spliced from 9 exons. The record is from RefSeq and is a predicted model, not a curated record. The coding region runs from base 262 to 5244 and encodes 1660 amino acids.